This is a messenger RNA of Sitophilus oryzae (rice weevil), 1768 nucleotides long. Its product is annotated as equilibrative nucleoside transporter 1-like. Gene Ontology annotation, molecular function: nucleoside transmembrane transporter activity. NCBI's taxonomy places the organism in Eukaryota, Metazoa, Arthropoda, Insecta, Coleoptera, Curculionidae. The record is from RefSeq and is a predicted model, not a curated record. Gene Ontology annotation, cellular component: plasma membrane. The transcript is spliced from 9 exons. Bases 413 to 1711 code for a protein of 432 amino acids. Gene Ontology annotation, biological process: nucleoside transmembrane transport.
CCUUGGCGAAUAAUUUAGCGAAAAAUUUACGGAAUUUCUUUUUAUUCGUAAUCUAAAGUGCCGAACGAUAUCUAGCUUAUCAAAAUAUCACUCGAACCAACUAAUCAGUCGCUUUGGUGUUCUUAGAAUGAUAUGUAGUGCGUAAAACAUCAUGUAAUCGAUUAUUCCACAAAACUGAACACAAUAACAAAACUAUAACGCGUGUUUUUUUAGUGUACUCAUGAACUUUUUUCCGAAAACAUUGAUAAUUUUCUAAAAUAGUUUGGAGACCACUAAAUACUCUAUACUCCCCAAUAACCUUAUUAUAAUAAAUGAAUAAAAUACAAUUAUAGAUGUACUUGGAUAUGGUAGAUAAUUAUGUAUAUUAGUGUGAUAUUAUGACAGCAGAUUUUCCAUUGGAAGUGAGUGGAAAAUGAAUAUACCCCAUAUUACGGAUAAAUACUAUAUUACAUAUGGUAUAUUUUAUUUGUUGGGUAUACUUACCUUUAUACCCAACUACUUUAUCAUUACUGCCAGUACGUACUGGCUGUUCAAAUUCCGAUAUGUCGGAAUUAGGAGUCCCGUUACCGAUCCAGACAUAUUUCCUGGACCCCCCACCGAAAGGAAUACGCUACAGGCCAGCUUCGUGGCAACGUACUAUAUCAUCACGCAGUUAUCUCUCAUAGUGUUCAUAGUGCUGACCGCGGCCUAUUCCAAAAAACUACCCCCACCAGAAAAACGUAUUACAGCUGCCCUACUAUGUUCCUUGGUAUUCUAUAUUGUCAAUUUGAUAUUUGUCAAUAUCGUCACAGAUACUUUUCAAAUAGCCUUCUUCCUAAUCGUAAUGUGCAUCGCUUGUUUUUUAGGAAUUUGCGGUGCAGUAAUCAUAGUCAGCUUAUUUGAGAUGGUCAGUAAUUUCCCUUCAGAAUAUUACUCUGCCAUUUUGACAGCUCAAGCGUUGUGCGGUGUGAUAUCGGCUAUAAUUCAAAUUAUAACCAUCAGUCUUAGCAGUGAUUCCCCCAUGCUAGGAGGAUUCAUAUUUUUUGGAAUCGGUACUGCAAUGGUCUGUGUGACAUUAUCCAUCUACACAUAUUCCAAAAAAAAUUCGCAAUACUUCAUCUACCAUGUCGGUAACGAUCCCAUGGAACAUACCGUGCAACCAAGUCGUAGAUUCCUGGUAAGGAUGUGGACCAAAGCCAAACAUCCCUUGAAGAACACCAGAAUCUACAUGAUCUCAUUGGUUAUAGUGUCCGGUACCACCGCAAUAAUGUACCCUGGUGUGAUGUCACUAGUCGUUGCUGAACUUAGUGACGGAAUUAGUGAUAACAAAUGGGCAGAGUUCUAUUUUGUCCCCGUGGUAACAUUCCUAGUCGCAAACCUUUGCGAUUUAAUUGGAAGACACUUGGCAACAAAAAUAAAACAGCCUAACCACGAAUGGGUGGUGUUAGCAAUCGCGAUCCUUAGGAUAGGAUUUAUUCCGCUGUUGACUUAUUGCAACGUCCAGCCAAGGUUUCACAUACCAGUAUUAUUCUAUGACGUGCCAUACGUCAUGUUUACGAUUUUAUUUAUGUUUUCGAAUGGAUACCUUAUUAAUCUGUGUAUUGUUACAGUCCCUACGAGUGCUCAAAACGGCGAAGAAAAAUCUCUAAUUACAGUCAUGACUGUACUGUCUGGAGUUUUUUCAACGGCAAUGUGUUCCUUCCUAUCUUUAAUGUUUGUACAUAUUGUAUGAGUCUCAAAAAAAAUAUUAAUUUUAAGAUUAGAAAUAAAUACUAUUAAGGAAGUGAGA